Molecule: messenger RNA, 2338 nt
Organism: Odontomachus brunneus
Lineage: Eukaryota; Metazoa; Arthropoda; Insecta; Hymenoptera; Formicidae
Product: probable methylmalonate-semialdehyde dehydrogenase [acylating], mitochondrial
Exons: 8
Coding region: 82-1749 (555 amino acids)
Biological process (GO): thymine catabolic process; L-valine catabolic process
Cellular component (GO): mitochondrion
Molecular function (GO): methylmalonate-semialdehyde dehydrogenase (acylating, NAD+) activity; malonate-semialdehyde dehydrogenase (acetylating, [NAD(P)+]) activity
Source: RefSeq, a predicted model, not a curated record
GUAGACGUAGAGGCCAUUUUUGCGACACGUUUCGUUCAGUUCUACACAAGCGGCUCCGUCGAACGUGUUGACUCCGGCAGCAUGUCGCUCCUCGCGAGAAUCGCCAAGUGUGAGGUACGAAGAUACACGUCAUCGUGUGGUGUGGUGCGCGCCAAUACGUCAGACCGUCAUUCCGUUCGCUCCUCAAAACCUGCUGCGCCACAACUGCAGCUCUUGCAGGUACGUUUCAACACCCGAUCCUACAGCAAUGCCGCCCCAACGGUUAAAAUGUACAUCGAUGGACAAUUCGUAGAAUCAAAGGCUACGGAAUUUACGGAUGUCCACGACCCUGCGACGAAUCAGCUGUUAUGUCGAACUCCGAAAUGCACGAAGGACGAGAUGGAGAGCGCUGUGCAAAGUGCACGAAAAGCAUACGAAAAGUGGCGGAACACCAGCGUGCUCACGAGACAAAAUUUGAUGCUCAAAUAUCAAGCGCUUAUACGAGAACAUUCGAAAGAAAUUGCUGAGAAUAUUGUGAGAGAAAAUGGAAAAACUAUGGCUGACGCGGAAGGAGAUGUACUUCGAGGUCUACAGGUUGUCGAUGCAUGCACAUCAAUCCCGAUGCUCCAGAUGGGCGAAUCCUCGACCAAUAUCGCCACGGACAUGGAUAUCGUCUCGUACAAAGUUCCCCUCGGCAUUACCGCGUCCAUUUGUCCCUUCAACUUCCCUGCCAUGAUACCUCUUUGGUCGUUUCCAAUAACGGUCGCAUGCGGGAACGCCGCUAUCCUAAAGCCGUCAGAACGUGUACCAGGUGCGUCCAUGAUUCUCGCUGAUCUCUUCACGAAAGCCGGUGCCCCAGCUGGCCUUUUAAGCGUUAUACAUGGCCAACGUGAGUCUGUGAAGUUCAUCUGCGAGCAUCCCGAUAUCAAGGCUGUUUCGUUCGUCGGUUCUGAUCAGGCGGGUCAAUAUAUCUACAAGCAAAGCAGCGCGCACGGUAAGAGGGUGCAGUGCAACAUGGGCGCUAAAAAUCACUGCAUCGUGCUGCCAGAUGCCAACAAAAACAAGACGAUAUCACAGAUCGUCGGCGCGGCUUUCGGCGCCGCCGGACAACGAUGCAUGGCGCUCUCAGUGGCGAUCUUCGUGGGCAAGUCGAAGGAAUGGAUACCUGAACUGGUAGAGGCGGCGAAAAGGUUGAAGGUCAACGCUGGUCACGUGCCUGGCACUGACCUCGGACCUGUCAUAUCGCCGCAGGCGAAACAGAGAAUUUGCGAGCUGAUCGAAAGUGGCGUUAAGGACGGCGCGAAAUUGCCCCUCGACGGAAGGGGUAUUGUUGUGUCCGGCUAUGAAAAUGGAAACUUCGUCGGACCCUCGUUGUUAAUCGAUGUUAAGCCCACGAUGAAGUGUUACACGGAGGAAAUAUUCGGGCCCGUCCUAUCAUGUAUAUUUGUUGACACGACCGAGGAGGCCAUCAACAUCAUCAACAGAAACCCCUACGGUAAUGGCACGGCUGUCUUCACAACAAACGGCGCGACAGCCAGGGCGUUCGUAAAUAGAAUCGAAGCCGGCCAAGUUGGGAUUAACGUUCCCAUCCCUGUUCCCCUGCCGAUGUUCAGCUUUACCGGCAACAAGGGUUCCUUCCUCGGCGAUAAUAAUUUCUACGGAAAAUACGGAGUAAACUUCCAUACGCAAACGAAGACAAUAACGCAACUGUGGAGAUCUGACGACGCUACCGAUAUCGCGUCGUCGACAGCGAUGCCUACCAUGCAAUAAGGCUGUAACCAUCUAUUUUUGAGAUCUGUGAAAAAAUAAUUUAAAAGCCUCUAAAUUUUCUCAGAUAAGAUCCCAAGUAACACACACACGUUUCAAUGUUUUAUAAACGUUAGAACCAAACGUUUCAUAACGUUUCCAAAACGUUUCAUAACGUUUCUGAAACAUUUCUCAUGAGUAAAAAUGUCCACUCAAAAAACGUUAGAUGAAACGUUACUUUUGCGAAAAAAAUCGUUCAAGAAACGUUUUAUAAACGUUUUAAGACGUUUUAUAAACGUUUCAUAAAUAAGAUUUCAGAAAGGUUCUUGUUAAAACGUUUCUUAUUAAUGCUUUGUGAAACUAUAGAUACGUUUAAGAAACAUCUCUGAUACUUGUAUGUGUUAUCUAGGAUUAUGCAUAGAUUGUACAAAGUUGCAACUCCCGUGUUGCGCAGUUAUUAAAAUAACAAUGUCUUCCACUGUUACGUUACAAAUCUGUACGUACACAAAUCUGUUCAGAGUGCAGACUGAAGACUUGAAGAGAAUAUUGUUAUGGUCUAAAUAAGCUAAAUAUAUUUUUUUAUAGCAUAAUAAAGUAUUGCCCGCCGGAAUAA